CCGGCCCGCGCCCCGCCGCUGACCCGCCGCAGCAGGGAGCCACACGCCGCACGUGGAGCCACCGCCGCUGAGGAGCCGAGGCCUUCGCCAUGGAGUUCGUGAUGAAGCAGGCCCUGGGAGGGGCCACCAAGGACAUGGGGAAGAUGCUGGGGGGCGACGAGGAGAAGGACCCCGACGCCGCCAAGAAGGAGGAGGAGCGCCAGGAGGCCCUGCGGCAGGAGGAGGAGGAGCGCAAGGCCAAGUACGCCAAGAUGGAGGCGGAGCGCGAGGCCAUGCGCCAGGGCAUCCGCGACAAGUACGGCAUCAAGAAGAAGGAGGAGCGGGAGGCAGAGGCCCAGGCCGCCAUGGAGGCCAACUCAGAGGGCAGCCUGACCCGGCCCAAGAAGGCCAUCCCGCCGGGCUGCGGGGACGAGCCGGAGGAGGAGGACGAGAGCAUCCUGGACACGGUCAUCAAGUUCCUGCCCGGGCCGCUGCAGGACAUGUUCAAGAAGUAACGCCCGUGCGGGCCCCCCUCGCCCUCCCCGCACCCCAGGCCCCAAGGGAUGUCAGCGCAGGGUCACCCCAAUAUAAGCCAUAGCCCUAGGUGUCCCCCCGCCCCCGGCCUCGGGAGCCCCUCCCUUCCCCCGCUGUCACGCUGUGCUCCUGCUGGAGGCGGGGACCCCCCACCUGCUGCUUUAACCGGACCCCCCCCCACAGCCCGGGACGCCCCUUACUGCUCCCGCGCUCACCGCCCACCCAGCAGCGUCUGAGGCCAGGGCCACCCAAGGGCCAGCCCCUCGACCACCCCUGGUGCGGCCCUGCGCGGUGGGCGCUGCGCCGCCGAGCCCAGGAGCACAGCCAUAGUGGGGGGCUGGGAUGGGGGCUGGGAGUGGCAGCAGCUGGUGCCUGGCGCCCCCUCCGGGCCAGCCUGGACCCCCAAGCUCCUCCGUGGCCAUUGCGGCUUCCAGGGCGCCGGCUGCCCCUCCCCCGGCCCUGCCAGGUCUUCCCGCAGCACUACUCCCUGGGGGCUCAGGUGGGGGGAAUGCCGGGGACACAAGCAAUAGGCUGGGCGUCUGAGACACCCUGUCACAGCCCCACCCAGCCCUGCUCCUGAGUCUGUGGGCCCAGCCCGCUCCCCCUGGUCGGCACCUCCUGUCCUCCCCCACCUGAGGCUGCUCUGGGGGUGCCUACCCUCACCCCUAAACACCCACACCUUUCACAAGAGCUGGGGAGGCCUGAGCCGCCAGAGACCCGGCCUCCAGUGCAGGGAGCCAGAGGCCCACAGGGGCCCUGGAGGCGGGAUUGGUGUUGUGGGGGAGCCCAGGCCAGCUUGAGGGACGCCCCUGGGCCUCUGCACCCCUGCUUCCUCCAUCUGGCUCAUUUGUGUCCCGAUAUGUUGAAUCUCAGGUAAAUGAGGUCUUCUGUAUUCUCGGGUUUUAGCUGGACAGAAAGCCCCUGUCCACCCCUCAUUGUACCCACGUGUCGCGGGCCAGGGCGCGGCCCCUGCUCUGCAGAGAAGCCAUACGAUUAGCCUGCAAUACGCCGUCCCCGCGCGGAGCAUGCCUGCCCGCGCCCCGCGCGCCCGCAGCUCCGGCUGCCCCCCACCCGCCUCGGGCGCCUGCCGCCCAGCUCAGCGUCGCUGUGGCUGUCUGUCCGUCUGUCCUUGGCCCAUGCCCCCCCUGCAUGUCGGGGGCCACCGCGUGCGUCUCCCCCUGGAAUCACAGCCAAUAAAAACAGUGGUUUCACCCGGUGUCUUCACUGCGGGCCCG
Molecule: messenger RNA, 1748 nt
Organism: Talpa occidentalis (Iberian mole)
Lineage: Eukaryota; Metazoa; Chordata; Mammalia; Eulipotyphla; Talpidae
Gene: CPLX1
Product: complexin 1
Exons: 4
Coding region: 90-494 (134 amino acids)
Biological process (GO): regulation of neurotransmitter secretion; synaptic vesicle exocytosis; neurotransmitter transport
Cellular component (GO): SNARE complex; terminal bouton
Molecular function (GO): syntaxin binding
Source: RefSeq, a predicted model, not a curated record